Messenger RNA from Myripristis murdjan (pinecone soldierfish), 2059 nucleotides. RefSeq names its product ER lumen protein-retaining receptor 2. Gene Ontology annotation, cellular component: membrane. The coding region runs from base 212 to 850 and encodes 212 amino acids. Gene Ontology annotation, biological process: protein retention in ER lumen. Gene Ontology annotation, molecular function: ER lumen protein retrieval receptor activity. Lineage: Eukaryota; Metazoa; Chordata; Actinopteri; Holocentriformes; Holocentridae. The transcript has 5 exons. The record is from RefSeq and is a predicted model, not a curated record.
CGUUUCCCGGCUUGCAUUGGGUGCUGAUGUCUUGGCCACGUCCCCAGGCCACGUCGCGCUUUACUCGCCAUUUUCCCAUCUUCUGUAGCGAGAAAUCGCCUUUUUUUCUGGUGUCAGUGUCACUCGGCACCGCUGGAACGUAAAUUAUCCCCCGGACGGAGCUCUUUCUAGAGACGGAGAUCCACUCGCCCCCGCGCAGCUUCGCAGAAACAUGAACAUUUUCAGACUAACCGGCGAUCUCUCCCAUCUAGCAGCCAUCAUCAUCCUGCUGCUAAAAAUAUGGAAGACCAGGUCCUGCGCCGGUAUUUCUGGCAAGAGUCAGAUCCUGUUUGCCUUGGUAUUCACCACUCGCUACCUGGACCUGCUCACUUCCUUCAUCUCUCUUUACAACACCACAAUGAAGAUAAUCUACAUCGGAUGUGCGUACGCCACCGUGUACCUGAUCUACGUGAAGUUCAAGGCCACUUACGAUGGGAACCAUGACACAUUCAGAGUGGAGUUUCUGGUCGUCCCCGUUGGAGGCCUGGCAUUCCUGGUAAACCACGACUUCUCUCCACUGGAGAUCCUGUGGACGUUCUCCAUCUACUUGGAGUCGGUGUCCAUCUUGCCCCAGCUUUUCAUGAUCAGCAAGACCGGCGAGGCCGAGACCAUCACCACCCAUUACCUGUUCUUCCUGGGACUCUACAGAGCCCUCUACCUCAUCAACUGGAUAUGGCGCUUCUACUUUGAGGGAUUCUUCGACAUGAUCGCCAUCGUCGCCGGGGUGGUUCAGACCAUCCUCUACUGCGACUUCUUCUAUUUGUAUGUAACAAAAGUACUGAAAGGAAAGAAGCUGAGUCUGCCCGCCUAAGUGCCAAAGAGGAGUGUUUUGGCAGACUCACAGAGGGGGAACCGGGGGGUGGGGGGUCGUUGGUAGGGGACACCACUGCCCCCCCUCCCACCCAUCCACCCCCCGCAACCACUUCCUCCUCUCCCCCCCUCCCGCCAGCGUAAGAUGCCUGAGACAGAGAGCGAAUGGGAGCUGCACCUUCUUCUGAUCCAGAACAAGUGGAAUCAGAGCACAUCUGCAGAGGCCGGUCCGUGGCCUUCGGAUUUCUGUUUGAUGCAUCUUGCCUUAACUUUUUUUAUUACUCUGUAUAAAGGAAGAAAAAAAAAAGUGAGAAAAGUUUUCUACAUGAAAAAUGUGUACUCUUACGAUUUGACACACAUUAGUGAAUAUGAGCUGAAAAUGUAAAAUUGCCUAUGAUUUGGCACUGUAUGAUAUUGAAGGGGACUUCUUGUGGUGGGAUAUUAUUGAUUCAAUCGUUUGUAAUAGUAUUUGCAAUCUAAAUAAAUGUGCAUUGUUUUUUUUUCUGAAUAAGUUUCACAGGAAUAUCGGAUCCCCAUAGCUUUGGUAGGCAAGUCCCCCUCCCCUCCUAAAUUUGACCUUAUUUACAUUCCUAUGUAUAAAGGCCAUCUCUUAGUUUUCCAUGCCCUUGUUAGAACAUAAAUUUGAUAUAGAUGAUAUGACUUCCAAGUUCUUUUGUUGAGAAUGGAACUUCCUGUAACUAUGGAGUUAAAUAUAUUUUUUGUGCUGAUGCCUCCAAAGACAUGUUUUCAUUCACGAGUAUGGAUUUCCUUUGCCUGUUUUAUGUCCACACAUGAGCAGAGUGCUCAUUAGGAGAGGAAUCCAAGCUGUGACAAACGGUGGAGGCAAAGGAUUGAAACGUGAUCCAUGCAUCCCCAUCGCUGUAAAUGGCUUCUCUUCAUUUGAAUAAUCCAUUCAUUACACCAUUUGUGGUAUAUCACCUGUAAUUAUACUUAAAUGCCUGGCCCAUUCAUUUCAAAAAGCUCCUUUAUUGUUUCUAUGAGUAAAUUCACUGGAAGGGUAUCACAUGUGGAUGAGCACUACAGAAGUCUUGUAGUUACCAGUGUUUUUUUUUUUUUUUUUUUUUUUUUUUUUUUUCCAGUUUCCAAUGAACAAUGUCCAUAGAAUUGCCUACAUGAUGUGCAUAAUUAUAAGCUCAGAAAACCGUGUUGUUGGAAAUGAGCAUAAUCCUAUGGACAUUGUUACAUCAGA